Magallana angulata is the source of this 2558-nucleotide messenger RNA. Its product is annotated as kinase suppressor of Ras 2-like. The record is from RefSeq and is a predicted model, not a curated record. The coding region runs from base 516 to 2273 and encodes 585 amino acids. The transcript has 12 exons. Gene Ontology annotation, cellular component: cytoplasm. Gene Ontology annotation, biological process: protein phosphorylation; Ras protein signal transduction. Lineage: Eukaryota; Metazoa; Mollusca; Bivalvia; Ostreida; Ostreidae. Gene Ontology annotation, molecular function: protein kinase activity; ATP binding.
ACGAUGCUGAAAAUAAGGACAUAAUAAUGCGUAUUGAUGUUUGCUUUUACUUAGAAAUUUUUGAUUUGAUAUUUUUCUGAUAUCCUGUUUAGUAAUAUAUUUAAUAAUUUGCUGGAUUUAAUGCAUAGUUUGCCACUCAAUAUGGAUCGAUUUUCAAACGGAUAUACAUGUACCCAGUGCACAGGGAUACACAAAAUCAGUUUGUCUACCACGAAAAUUGUUUUUUUACUAAGAAGCGAAGAAUACGUAAUAUUAGAAAAAGAAGAAUGGAUGAAAGAAAGAAUUGAUAUUUCUUGAUGAUAUUUCUAUUAGCACAUCAACGGUUGUAAUCAAUGUUUAUAUGUCACAGCAGUGCCGUCGAAGAAAGACCGUUCGCCGAGAGCGUGUGACUGACACAUCUCGUCGGUAGAAGCGCAGUCUCGUAUCGAUCACAAACAUUGCUUGGUUGAACAGCGCCGAAGCUCUAACUAGUGCAUCCAGUUGAUCAAAGAAAAAAGAGUAAGAUGUGAUCUAAAAUGACGAAAAAAUUUGGAAGCAAUUACUGUUUGGAUGAUUUAGAGGAAUGUCCGCCCCUGCGACGUCGACAUACGUUUUCAAUUUUUUCAACAUCUGAAGAUAAAUCGGCAUGCCAGCGAAAGCUUUCCAAGAAAAUAUCAGGGGAUGAACAUUGGCGGAAGUUUCACACAACAAACGAGACACCGGUCAUUUUUCAUUCUAGACCACAUCGUCCUUUAAUCCGUAGGUCUCUCAAAAGGUUAAAAAUACAAAUACCUUUUCGAAAGACACGACUGAAACAAGAAUCCAAGGAGGUCCAGAAAUCACACACGUCGUUGUUUCGCAGGUUUUACAUAUGGAUGAAUUCCAAAUGUCGCGUAGAAAACAGGCAGAAAAGCCAUGCAGAGGACACUUCCACAUCAAAAUUUCACCGAAAUGUCACUAGAACUAUUGCAAUUGACCCCCUUUCUCGUGAGGACAACAAUCGUGCAAACAGUUAUAGAUAUGAAGAGACAAUUCAUCUAGAACCCGUCGGAUGUGACGUAAACUAUGUAUAUAUUUGUAACAAAUCGUCUGAAACAGUGGUUCAGGAACAAAACACAAAUGACGUAUGUAAUUUAUCGCCCGCUAAACCAGUUUCUUCGAACACCCUUCAUGUUUCGGCAAUUCAUGUGAGGAUUAAGGAUGUUUCACCAGAAAGGCAACCACUGGGAGCGACCUCCAGUUGCCCCCCUAGAAAGAGCAGUGGCGUCGGUAUAUUAAACAUUAAUUUCUAUGGAACUUGGCCACUGACCAAACGAAAGUUGGACGAAAAAGAGGAAGAGUGUGAUCCAACGUUCGAGAAACUCAUCAUUGACGCAAGAUCUGAGAAACACGACAGACUUGAGGACUUUUCCAUUGCCUAUGAGGAUAUCGAGUUCGGUGAUUGUCUCAGAGUUGGACGACAGAGAAGUAUUUACAGAGGACGCUGGCACGGAGAUGUUAAUAUCCACGACUUCCACGCUGUAUCAGAUACGAGUGACUUUUGGAAUAAAGUCAGAAAACUUUGCCGCAUACGUCACGAAAAUUUGGUUCUAUUUAUGGGGGCUUGCUUAGAAGAAUGCCAUCUUGCAAUUAUAUUAAGCUGCCAGGGCGGUAUCUCUAUGUAUGACCACAUCCACAUACAACGUGAAAAAACUUCCUUGAUCUCAAAAAUCCAGUUCAUCAGACAGGUUUCCUAUGGAAUGGGGUACCUACACUCCAGAGACAUCGUCCACAAGCGGCUUACAACGAGAAAUAUAUUCCUGUGUCCCAACGUUAGAAUCAGCGUUGUUGAUUAUGGGUUGGCGGAGGUCAAGUACGACAGACCCGGAUUCGCAUGCUUGCCAAGAGGGGACCUGACGUACAUUGCGCCGGAAGUCUUAUGUUCCAUGUCUGUUGUUCCUCCAAUGCUCGUCCCCAGCGUUCCUUUCACUAAUGAAACCGAUGUAUAUGCCUUCGGAACCGUUGUCUAUGAGCUGCUGACAGGACAUUAUCCAUACUACGGAAAACUCCCAGAAUUUAUUAUUUGGCAAACUUGUAAGGACAAAAAACGAGGGAUUCCUAAUAAGACCGGCAUGAAAAUUCUAGAGACUCUUACAAGCAAAUGUUGGACGCACAAUCAAGCGAAACGGCCAAGUUUUCAGGAUAUCAGCAAAACGUUGCAUAAAAACGCAAAUCUUCACAAGCAGCAUAGUGUAUCGGAGCCCGACAUUUCAGGACGAUUUGGAACCAACCUUUUGAAUGGCUUUCUAAAGUGAAGGAAUCAAAUGUACAGAUAUUAGAAAUAAUCGAAUCAAAUCAAUCUUCAAUGAUAGAAUUACAUUUUUUCCCAAGACAAAAUGAGUAUGCAUGUAUUAAACGUUGUAUAAAUUGAUGGAAAAACAAUUAAAAUAUUCCGUGGCUGCCAUGUGGCCGUAUAUUAUAUGUUAUACAAAAUGUUUCAUUAAACAUGAUUGUGUAAAAUAUUGCAUUUUAAAGUCAUUGUAGUUUUCGUAUCUAUAUGUUCUUUGAAUAUUAGUACUUUUUAUCAGUAAACUUUUAAA